Molecule: messenger RNA, 3506 nt
Organism: Sebastes umbrosus (honeycomb rockfish)
Lineage: Eukaryota; Metazoa; Chordata; Actinopteri; Perciformes; Sebastidae
Gene: rab2a
Product: RAB2A, member RAS oncogene family
Exons: 8
Coding region: 204-842 (212 amino acids)
Cellular component (GO): Golgi apparatus
Molecular function (GO): GTP binding; GTPase activity
Source: RefSeq, a predicted model, not a curated record
GGAGGGCGGAGCGUUGUGACGUAGAGCGUGUGACGUAGAGCCGAGGCUCUGGCUGUUUAUUGUUCCUUCAACGCCGACAGAGAAAGAAAAACAGAAAAACAGGCUAACACGCUGUCAGACACCUUCUAUAUCACCUUUACCUUCAUUCACUCGGUUCACGGUUUAACGAAGGCGUAACAGCUGACUGCACAAACCAAGGGGCCAUGGCGUACGCGUACCUCUUCAAAUACAUCAUCAUCGGAGACACGGGUGUGGGGAAGUCAUGUCUAUUACUACAGUUCACAGACAAGAGGUUUCAGCCUGUUCACGACCUCACUAUCGGUGUGGAGUUCGGAGCGAGGAUGAUCACUAUAGAUGGCAAACAGAUCAAACUGCAGAUCUGGGAUACGGCUGGUCAGGAGUCGUUCCGGUCCAUCACCAGGUCUUACUACAGAGGAGCAGCAGGAGCUCUGCUAGUCUAUGACAUCACAAGACGGGACACCUUCAACCACUUGACGACCUGGUUAGAGGACGCUCGCCAACAUUCCAACUCCAAUAUGGUCAUCAUGCUCAUUGGCAACAAGAGUGACCUGGAGUCGAGGAGAGAGGUGAAGAAAGAGGAAGGUGAAGCAUUUGCCAGAGAACACGGCCUCAUAUUCAUGGAGACUUCAGCCAAGACUGCCUCUAAUGUAGAGGAGGCUUUCAUCAACACAGCCAAGGAGAUCUAUGAGAAGAUCCAGGAGGGAGUGUUUGAUAUCAACAACGAGGCUAAUGGUAUUAAGAUCGGACCCCAGCAUCCUACCACCAACUCCACACUGUCCGGUAGCCAGGGAGGCCAACAGGCUGGAGGGGGCUGCUGCUGAAGCCCCAAAACACUCCUCCUCCUCCUCCUCCUCCUCCUCCUCCUCCAAACCCCCUACCCUUCCUCCUCCUCCUCCUCCUCCUCCUCCUCCUCCUCCAAACCCCCUACCCUUCCUCCUCCUCUUCCUCCUCCUCCUCCUCCACCUCGCCCUCUCCGACUCUCCCUUGCGUUUCUACAGAACUGUCCAGGCUCACUAACAGUUUGUUAACCUCUCUCUCUCUCUCUCUCUACCGCUCCAUUCUUUCAUCCAUCCAUCCCUCCCUCCUUCCCUCUCGUCUCUUUACCUAAGCUGAAGGGUUUAGGAGCUGCGUCCCCAUAAAUCAACCUACAGUCUUACAAGGACAGAGUCAGCUCCACCUGCAGGUUUAGCCUCCAAAUUCUGAAGUGUUUUUUUUGUUAGAUAAAUGGAUUUUUAUCUUUUUAUUUAAAACAAGUUGUAAAGUGAAGAAAUCUAUUCUGGCACUUUAAUUGACACACUCCUCUUAAUUCAUGAGGAUGUUGUUGGGAUAUUACAGUACCUCAGAAUCAUAAGAAAAGCUGCAGUGUAUCUUCAGUAACGACGAGGUUGUGGGUAGAGAUUAAACUCUUAGCGACUGACUGUAUGGAAUACAAACCAAUGCUCUGUGUUGUGUCUAUACACACACAUCCGUACACGCUUUACAGGAAAACGACGCCGCACGUCGAUAGCAUGUCGACAUGUUUCCACAUGUUGAGUUCAGUUUUUCAUGCUGUGCCUGUGUGUGUGUGUGUGUGUGUGUAUAGGGACGAUAUAGGUAUUCCAGUAUGUCAAGUUUGUGUAGGAGCCACAUUCGAGUCACUCUGAAUCUUCUGUCCAUAAAAACAAAAGUGCAAAUUAUGUUAUUUUGUGCUUCCUUUCCCUGAUUUCCGUCAUGUGAUUUCUCUCUCUGUCUUUGUGUCCUUCUUUGUUGAUUUGUAUUUAAUGAACACUACAAACUGGUUGUGGCUUAAAAAAAAAAAAAAGUGUUUUAAAUUGUCUGGAGAGAGAAUAAAAGACCAAACUGUUGAGUGUGAAACUGGAUCCUUUUGGGUGGAAGUUGAAGAAACGUUAAGGGAUAUUGAGAGCAGCGGCCGCCAUUAUGAAGUUAAGAGGAAAAAUAGAUUGGAGACUUUUUUUUUUGUUAACUAUAUUUAUCCGGCACGUUUCUGUGUAUAUAUGGCUCUUUAGGUUUCUGUAGCUUUUUGUUUUUUUAGCUUGUUUAAAGUGAAGCUUGGCGUAUUGUUGUUGUGGUAUUUCUCUACCAGGGCUGCGGAAAAGACACCUCCGAGCAGCUUCUUUUUUUUUUUUUUUUUUGCAUUUUUAACAAUUCUCAUUUAAACCCAAUGGCACCGAGCCGCCCUGUUACGUACGGGGGCUGGUAGUGGUGCCCUUUCUUUUAAAUGACAAGUAUGAAUGAUAACAGGCUGUUAACAGGGCCCGCGUAGAGGCAUUGGAAGUCCCUGGUGGAGAACAGACUCCAACCGAAAAUGUCAAGGCGUCUCGCUUCUAAGCAAGCAAAACAUUUUCCACCAUGAAUUAGCUGGCAGAUAUAUAAUGUAUACUGUUUAGAGCUUGAUCGAUGACUGCUGCAAUGUUUUUCUUUUGUUUUUUUUGCUUUGAGAUCCCCCCCGAUGUAAUACGCACCUUUUUACUGUUCUGAUCAUAUUUUACUACUUCGGUUACUUAUCGUUCACCCCUCUCCUCCUCUCAUCCCCACCUCUCUUUCUCAGACUGUGUGGUAACAUUCGCUCUGUAUUUUUUAAUGCCAAAUUAUUGUGUUUACCUGUGUUUUGUCCACAAAAACAAAAGAAAAGAAGCCCCUAUAAUCUGUCCUGAAAUCAGCUGCCUGCCUUAACUCCACCCCCGCCCACCCCUCCUCUGAGAGAGAUUUGGACAGCUGCUAAAAGACAUCACCUUUAUCUGCAGAUAGGCGUUCUACCACUAACUAGCUAGUCGACGAUGCAUUACACAUGCAGAGAUGCUCACUGUAAAGUCACAGACCUAGUUUGGAUUUGAAUUGGGGCAUUUGAAAUGAAUCCAAACCCACAUGUUAACAUUUUUUCUUCCCACCCCCCCCCCUCCCACUUCAUGCGCACACACACCCAGCUUGCAUACAUGCAUACGAUGCAUACAUAUAUUUCUGUUUAUCUAACUUUUAUCCUCUCCAGGCUAACUGUAUAACUGUAGGGAGUUUUGGGGGUUUCACAGCAGUGCGAGUGAAUCCUCUCAUUUCUUUGUUUUUUUUAUUCCUAAAUAUAUUCAGACAGUUAUUAAUCUUAUUCCGAUGAUGAUGAUUAUUCUUUGUAAAGCAAAAUGUAGUGUGUAUGUGUGCGUGUGUGUGUGUGUGUGUGGACCCAGAGGGGUUACAGGGGGGGAGGAUCAAGCCAAACCUGAUGCAUCUAUCUAUCUGUCUAUCUAUGGAUCGAUCUAGCUAUCUUUAUCUAUGUGGCCCUCCUCCUCUCUCCGCUCUUCUUCCUGCCUCUCCACCUCCUCCUCCCCCCCCUCAACGUUAUUUGCUGUGUUUGUUCUUUGGAAAAAACAAAACUUAAAAAAAAGAAAAAAUGAAAAUGCUAUCACAAUAAACUAUAAUAAAACAUUCUAAACUCUAAAACAUGUCAUUUUGAUGGUUAAUGUGGAGAUGGAAAAAUACAGUGUUUGAAACAAAAA